CGUCGCCGAGUGCAGCAGCGCUGCUCUGAGCAGGGGAUGAGCGUUGCAGCAGGGAGGCAGACAGACGGACAGGACGGACAGGACGGACGGAGACAGGAUGGACAGACGGACAGGGCAGACAGAGAGACAAGAUAGACAGGCCGGACAGGAUGGGCAGGAUGGACAGGAGAGAUAGGCAGGACAGGCAGACAGGAUGGACAGAACGGUCAGGACAGACAGACAAGACAGACAGGACAGACAGACAAGACGGGAUGGACAGGAUGGGCAGGAUGGGUGGGAUGGACAGGGCAGAUAUAGGCAGGAAAGGCAGACAGGAUGGACAGAACGGUCAGGACAGACGGACAAGACGGACAGACAGACAGGAUGGACAGGACGGACAGGACAGAUGGGGUGGACAGGAUGGACAGACAGGACAGACAGACAAGACAGACAGGACGGACAGGAUGGGUGGGAUGGACAGGACAGGUAGGCAGGACAGGCAGACAGGACGGACAGGAGGGACAGGACAGACGGACAGGACGGACAGACAGAGUCAGACAGGAUGGACAGAACGGACAGGACAGAUGGGAUGGACAAGGCAGCCAGACAGGACAGAUGGACAAGACAGACGGGACGGACAGGACGGACAGGGCAGACAGAGAGGCGAGACAGGAUGGACAAGACAGACGGACAGGACAGAUGGACAGAGUCAGGACAGACAGAGGGACGGACAGGACAGCUGGGCAGGACAGACAGAGAGACAAGACAGGCUGGACAGAGGAACGGACAAGACAGACAGGAUGGACGGACAGAGGAACGGACAGGACAGACAGGACAGACAGACGGACAGGAUGGACAGACAGAGAGACAAGACAGGCCAGACAGAGGAACGGACAGGACAGACGGACAGGAUGGACAGGAUGGACAGACAGAGAGACAAGACAGACCAGACAGAGGAACGGUCAGGACAGACGGACAGGAUGGACAGACAGAGAGACAAGACAGGUCGGACAGAGGAACGGACAGGACAGACAGACGGACAGGAUGGACAGGAUGGACAGACAGAUGAGACAGGCAGGACAGACGGACGCACGUUGUGCCCCGGUGCCCUGUGUCCGGGUGGGGACGCUGCCGCCGCCAUCGCUCGGCUCCCGCGGCGCCGAACCAUUCCAUGGUUCUGUGACCUGCAAGGACCUUUCCGAUUGCACCCAUCCAUUCUAUGAUUCUGUGGCCUUCCAGGACCUUUCCAACCCAGCCCAACCAUUCCAUCGUUCUGUGAUCUUUAAGGACCUUUCCAGUCCAAUCCCACUAUUCCAUGGUUCUUUGAUUUUGAAGGACCAUUGUAUGAUUCUGUGACCUUCAAGGACCUUUCCAAUCCAGUCCCACUAUUCCAUGGUUCUGUGAUCUUUAAGGACCUUUCCAAUCCAACCAGACCAUUCCAUGGUUCUGUGACCUUCCAGGACCUUUCCAAUCCAACCUGACCAUUCCAUGGUUCGGUGAUCUUUGAGGACCUUUCCAAUCCAACCUGACCAUUCCAUGGUUCUGUGACCUUCCAGGAUCUUUCCAAUCCAACCUGACCAUUGCGUGGUUCUGUGACCUUCCAGGACCUUUCCAACCCAACCCGACCAUUCCAUGGUUCUGUGACCUUCCAGGACCUUUCCAAUCCAACCCAACCAUUCCAUGCUUCUGUGAUCUUUAAGGACCUUUCCAAUCCAACCCAACCAUUCCAUGCUUCUGUGAUCUUCAAGGACCUUUCCAAUCCAACCUGACCAUUGCGUGGUUCUGUGACCUUCGAGGACCUUUCCAAUCCAACCUGACCAUUCCAUGGUUCUGUGACCUUCCAGGAUCUUUCCAAUCCAACCUGACCAUUGCGUGGUUCUCUGACCUGCAAGGACCUUUCCAAUCCAACCAGACCAUUCCAUGGUUCUGUGAUCUUUAAGGACCUUUCCAAUCCAACCUGACCAUUCCAUGGUUCGGUGAUCUUUAAGGACCUUUCCAAUCCAACCCAAUCAUUCUAUGAUUCUGUGACCUUCAAGGACCUUUCCAAU
Messenger RNA from Numida meleagris (helmeted guineafowl), 2027 nucleotides. Its product is annotated as repetin-like. The record is from RefSeq and is a predicted model, not a curated record. Bases 150 to 1202 code for a protein of 350 amino acids. The transcript has a single exon. Lineage: Eukaryota; Metazoa; Chordata; Aves; Galliformes; Numididae.